Messenger RNA from Bombus pyrosoma, 3371 nucleotides. RefSeq names its product leucine-rich repeat-containing protein 49. The record is from RefSeq and is a predicted model, not a curated record. Gene Ontology annotation, molecular function: protein binding. The transcript has 7 exons. NCBI's taxonomy places the organism in Eukaryota, Metazoa, Arthropoda, Insecta, Hymenoptera, Apidae. Bases 176 to 3082 code for a protein of 968 amino acids.
ACAAACAAUAAUCGUUAGGCUUAUGUUAGACUUAGUUUUACCACGAUUUAAUAAAAAAUCCUUAGUAACUAACUAUAGACUAUGACCAUAUCAAUAUUCUUUUAAAUGAUUCAAAUUAAUUUUAUGAUUCUGUGGAACAAUAUACUAACUUAUUCAUUUAUGUUUCGGUUAUGUAAUGCCAGUAAGCAGCGAUAGAGUAACGCGGUCAAAAACAGUAGGUUUUGCUAUAAAAGGAAUUAAAGGAGAACCAAUAGCUAGUCAUACAGAAAAUCAAGAAAACAAUAAUUUCUUGACAAUUGCUCCUGCUUUACCUAUUUUACCUGGAGCUCCUAUACCACCAAAGUUAUUUAAACGCCGUUAUAAUUUAUUCAGUCCAACAGAUUCUCCAUUUAACAUAGAACAUGAUAAGAUCGAUGGUUCUAAUGCAGUUACUUUACAAUGGACAAGCGAAGGGAAGACUGUCAUGGCAACAAGAACAUCUGCAGAAAAAGAGAAAAGUCCUGACAGAAUAUGUCUUGAUAGACGAGGACUUACCUCUUUUCCAAACAUAAUUGGGGAGCCACGUUUACGUUUAUUAUCUCUUCAACAUAAUCUUCUUACAAAGAUUGAAAACUGUAAUUUCUCUCAGUUAACAAAAUUGGUGUUUCUUGAUCUGUAUGAUAAUCAAAUUGAAAGAAUAUGUAAUUUUGAAAUAUUAGAGAAUUUAAGAGUAUUAUUGAUUGGAAAGAAUAGAAUAAAAAGAAUUGAAGGAUUAAAGCAACUUUCUAAACUGGAAGUUUUAGACCUACAUGGCAAUCAAAUUGUACAAAUUUCGGAUUUAAAUAAUCUUGUAUCCUUAAAAGUAUUAAAUUUAGCUGGAAAUAAUAUUAAAACAAUAGGAUACCAUGAUUUUCAAGGUUUAGCAUCAUUAAAAGAAUUAAACCUCAGGCGUAAUAAAAUUAAAAAAUUAUUAGGUUUUGAUGAAACACCACAACUGCAAAAAUUAUAUUUAAGCAAUAAUGAUAUUUACAAAAUUGAAGAUAUAGGAAAUCUUGUUAAAGCGUUACAGCUUAGAGAAAUAACAAUUGAUGGAAAUCCUGUAACAUUGAAUGGGGAUUAUGUUUCUUUCCUUGUAUCAUAUCUACCAAAUUUACAAUUUUUAUCAGCUAUGCCAAUCACUGAACAAAUCCGAAGAGCUGCUGUGGCAUGGAGAACAACGAAGGAACAAAGUAAUUCAACCUUUUUAAACCUUAGUGCACAAGUUUGUAUGAAUGCUCGAAGAGAGGAAAUUAUAUCAAAUGCUAAAAUAAGUUGGGAACUUCUCAGAUGUCAUUCCAGAUCAUCCACAAAUAAUAGCAAUAAUAAAAACAAUAUUCGAAAUAGUAAUAUUAAUACAGUGCAAAUUCAGAAAUCAAAUAAAUUCAAUAUAUUAAAACCUAAGAACUUAGAAAAAGUAAAGUCGAAAGGUUUUGGGAGUUUAACAUCUAUAAAUGAAAAUAUAGAGGCAACAAAGAUAAAUAUAAAGAAAAGAAGUAAUUCUAGCGAUAAUUUAUUUCGAUUAAAAGAUACAACUAAAGCAUAUCCACUAGAAUUUAAACUUCCACCAAUUUUAGAUUCUAUUGUAGAUAGUUUAAUAAACAAUAAAUUUGGUGAGAAAAUAAAAAAAGAUUUAACAAAGACGAAAACCGAAAGCGACACUGAGAGUACAUCAAAUAGUGAUUCAGAGACUCUAGAAGGUCAUGAAAAUUUGCAAAGUUGUUUAAACUCUCAUUUCUUAAACUCCAAUAAUUAUGCUUCAUCACAUGAUGUUAGUAAAAUUGUUAAUAAUGAAACAUUUGAUUCCAUUAAUGUUUUCCCAUCAUCAGAAAUAGCUGAUGAAGAGGAUGAUCAGCCUUAUGAAAUAUUGAAGUCUUCUAAGCUGUUAAUGAAUGAGAAACAAGAUCUAUCGAAAAUAUCUCAAAGUACACAGUUUCACAAUCAGCAUGGUCUAAUUGAUUGUCAAUCAAAAUCAAGCAUUGAUUCUUCUGGAUAUUGUUCUUUAAGUUCUAAAACUAAUAGCAUUGAUAGUUGUAAGUCGGUAUUGAGUGAUCUUAGUACCUCAUCUACUACUAAAAAUAUAUUGCAAAAAUAUAAAAAUGUAGAAAAAGACAAGAACAAGGUGAAGAGUGCACAAGGGAAAAAAAUAGUAUGUUAUAAAAGUAAUAAAGCAGCAGCUGCUAGAGCUAAGCAUAAAGCCGUUACACCACCAAGUCCAAUACCAUUACAAAAUACAUUAAAAGAAAGAGAACAAGGAGGGGAUUAUUUAAUAGAAAUAGUUGGCCGUUGUUUGAAUAUUUAUGGUCAAGGUGCAUUACGUUUUAUUGAUCGACUUUGGGACUCUUCAAAAGCUCAAGACGUUAAUAUAGUUAAAUUUAAUUAUGUACAGUUUAAUGAUGUAGCCAAAGUGUUGUGUAAAAUAAAAAAUAGAUUUCCAAAUUUAGAACAUUUUAUGUUCAAGGAAACUAAUAUUAGCUAUCUUGGACAGCUCAAUGCAUUAGCUGAAGUGCAGGGAUUAACAAGUAUUCAUAUAGAAACUGGAAAUCCAAUUAUAUCAAAGGAUUGGAAAGUUUAUGCUAUAUUUCGGCUAGCUCACUGGGGCUUAAAAAUUAUUAAUGGAAAAGAAGUCACAAAUGAAGAAAUUGAUUCAGCAAAUGAAGAAUAUGCUGGUCUUGUUGAUAUUGUGAUGUGUUCACUGCCAGAGUCUUUAUUACAACCUUUAUUACAAAGACUUCAUUUAGAAAAAGUGCAAAGGCAAACUGGAGAAAUUACUGCCAAACAAUUUUUACUUAACAGUGAUCCAGCUCUAAGAAGCGUUGUUGCUAAGGAAGCAUUGCAAUGGAGAAAAGGAAGUGUAACACAGGAAGAUCUUAUUUGGAGACACAGAGGAAAAAUACAUUUACUAAAUUUAAUAAACCUUACUGUAGAUGCAAUACAAAAGUUACAACUACUCGAAAACAAAUGGCCAAGUAUUUUAUAUGAAAUAAUUCAUACUACCUUGUUUGAUUUUUCUGAGAUGGACGAAUAUAUGAAACGCUGUAGUAAAACACUCGAAAAUGAUAAAUAACAAGCAUAUCAGUGUAUAAUUUAUUGUAUAUAAUGUAUGAAAAAGAGAGAGACAGGAUUGAUAAAAUUGAUUCAAAUACUUUUCAUAAAAUUAUGCAGAAUUAUUGUUAAAUAAGCUUACAUGAUCAUAUAAAUUUGUAUGUAUUCACAGAAUAUGUUUCUAUGUAUUCACAUAGAUCUAUUAGUUUGAUACAUAUAAUCUUAGGACAUACUAUAUUUAUUUGUUUUCCUGGUUGAACUUUUCUGAUAUGUUUAAAAUAUUUGCAAUAAUAAAUGAAAAUGGCAUAAUA